GGGCGCUGGCGGCCGCCAUCUUGGCUGAGGGCGGACGCGGCUUCGCGCCGGCCCAGCCGCGCAGCGAGCGAGGAGGCGCCAUCGGGGCUGAGGGCAGGCCGCGGGGAGCCGGGAACAGCACAGAAUCCGUGCGGCCAUGGGGAGGAUCGGGCUGCAGCUCCGCGCCACGCUGGAGAACAUCACCCGGCUGCGGGCCGAGGGAGAGGACUUCCGAUGGUACCUCAAGCUGAAAUGCGGGAACUGCGGUGAAGUCUCCGAAAAGUGGCAGUACCUGCGGCUGAUGGACAGCGCUCCCCUGAAAGGCGGCCGAGGAAGUGCCACGAUGGUGCAGAAGUGCAAGCUGUGCUCCAGGGAGAACUCCAUCGAUAUUUUAAGUCAGACAAUCAAGCCUUACAAUGCUGAAGACAGUGAGAAAUUCAAAACAAUUGUGGAGUUUGAAUGCCGAGGUCUGGAACCAGUUGACUUUCAACCACAGGCAGGGUUUGCUGCUGAAGGCGCAGAAUCUGGCACACCUUUCAAUGACAUAAACUUGUUAGAAAAGGAUUGGAAUGACUAUGAUGAAAAAACAAAGGAAUCUGUUGGAAUCUAUGAAGUUACCCAUAAAUUUGUAAAAUGCUGAAGUUCAUACCCCUAACACAUUAUGACAAGGUUAUUGAUGGAGGAGCUGUAAAUCAGAUACGCAACUUCCUUGGAGUUCCUUUUUUACAUGGCUGCACUUCAGAAACGGAAACCUAAGUUCACAGAAUCAUUUAGGUUGGAAAUGAUCUCCAAGACUGAGUUCAACCUUUGACUGACAUCCCUCAAUUGUAUUUUCCAUCCCCAGCAUGCCCUAAUAAAAUAUUGCCCAUGGAGCACUUGGAGAUGGCCUCAGUACAAAGUGAAAAUAGCACAUAUUGACUGAACUGUGCCGUGUCCUUAAUGCUGGGGGGUUUGGGAAUUACA
Molecule: messenger RNA, 942 nt
Organism: Motacilla alba alba
Lineage: Eukaryota; Metazoa; Chordata; Aves; Passeriformes; Motacillidae
Gene: CZIB
Product: CXXC motif containing zinc binding protein
Exons: 8
Coding region: 137-619 (160 amino acids)
Molecular function (GO): zinc ion binding
Source: RefSeq, a predicted model, not a curated record